This is a messenger RNA of Hippocampus comes (tiger tail seahorse), 3845 nucleotides long. RefSeq names its product actin binding LIM protein 1a (gene ablim1a). Gene Ontology annotation, molecular function: actin filament binding. Bases 606 to 2936 code for a protein of 776 amino acids. Gene Ontology annotation, cellular component: stress fiber; actin cytoskeleton. The transcript has 26 exons. Gene Ontology annotation, biological process: cilium assembly; lamellipodium assembly; cytoskeleton organization. The record is from RefSeq and is a predicted model, not a curated record. NCBI's taxonomy places the organism in Eukaryota, Metazoa, Chordata, Actinopteri, Syngnathiformes, Syngnathidae.
GAUGAAGGCGUUAUGUGACGUCUUUCUGCCAACCAAGCAAUGUAGAUUUGAGAAACAAUGGAAAUAGCAUUUUGCGUAACUCGCAUACAGUCUCAUAACACAUGUUGAAAUGUUUGUGCAAAUGUUUUGGAAUUGCCCAAGUCCACACGAUACGGACAAUGAAAAAAAAAUAAAAGGUAUGUAACAAUUUGACAUAAAAAGACAAACAUGAAUACCCGUUAACCCAUUAUUAUUUGUAUUGCUCAGAACGUCCGUAAUUCCCGAAACAAUACGGCUGAUUUAAAUGUUACGAAGACGCUAUACUCAAUAAAACGCAAGCGAUCUAACCAUGCCAAACAUUAUUAAGUUUAAUAUAGUGGAAAACUUCAAAUCAAAAAGGAUGCUGCCUAUUCCCGGACACGCCCUGCUGCCAGUGUGCCAUCUCCACCGUCUCGUCCGCUAAAUAGCAGCCACCGUUUUCCAGGCGUUCAAAUUAAUGUUGAGAAUGCCUGACGAAAACUUCAAGUUCAGAUAAAAAACAUUAACAUUUGAAGCGACGCCCCGCGUUUGACUGAACUGAGCUCGUCUUCUGUUCAUCGCUGCAGAGAAAGACAGUCCUACCCGGCAUGUCUGCAAAAGUGGCUCAUGCGCAGGAUACGCAACACCACUCCACGGAGAAGCCCCUGAUCCAGUGCUAUAAGUGCAGGCAGCCAUGCAAGGGCGAGGUGCUGCGGGUUCAAAACAAACACUUUCAUCUAAAGUGCUUCACCUGUAAAGCGUGCGGAUGUGACCUAGCCCAGGGCGGCUUCUUCAUGAAGAAUGGAGAUUAUCUGUGCACAUUGGACUACCAACGCAUGCACGGUACCCGCUGCACUGGAUGUGGGGACUUUGUGGAGGGGGAAGUGGUCACUGCACUGGGCAAGACCUAUCACCCUGCCUGCUUUGUUUGCACCGUUUGCAAACGGCCAUUCCCAGCCGGAGACAGGGUGACCUUCAACGGGAAGGACUGUCUGUGUCAGUACUGUGUUGAGCCAAUGUCUCCAGGACCAAAAGACAUCUUGGGUGCCAGCAAUUGUGCAGGAUGCGGUCGAGAUAUUAAGAAUGGACAGGCUCUCCUAGCAUUAGACAAACAGUGGCAUCUCGGCUGCUUCAAGUGCAAGGCCUGCGGGAAAGUGCUAACCGGAGAGUACAUCAGCAAGGACGGUGCACCGUACUGUGAGAAGGACUACCAGAUUCAUUUUGGAGUCCAGUGUGAAGCGUGUCAUCAAUUCAUCACAGGCAAAGUACUUGAGGCAGGAGAUAAACAUUACCACCCCAGCUGUGCGAGAUGCAGCAGGUGCAAUCAGAUGUUUACGGAAGGAGAGGAGAUGUACCUCCAAGGAUCAACAGUGUGGCAUCCCGGCUGCAAGAACACGACUAGAACAGAGGAGAGACACAGGGAGAGGCUACUGCCUCCGUCCCUCUUAUUCCUUCAAAAAACAGAAAGGCAGCCAACGAGGUCGUCAUCUGAGAGUAUUUGUUCCAGACCUGGUUCAAGCAUACCUGGCUCACCGGGUCACACAAUCUAUGCAAAAGUAGACAAUGAGAUUCUUGAUUACAGAGACCUAGCUGCCAUUCCAAAAGUCAAAGCCAUUUAUGACAUUGAGCGCCCUGACCUUAUUACCUAUGAACCUAUGUACACCACCUCCUUGGAGGAGAGAGAGGAGAGACGAGAAAGUGUAGGAGAGCUUCUUCAUGCCAGGAAGGAGCGUUCGCCCUUGCCUGAUGAAAAAUCUUUUAGAACCAUGUCUCCAACUCUAUCCAAUGAGGGAUGUUAUGACAAAAGAGAACGCAUUCUCCAGAGGUCCACCAGUCAGGGCUCCUUAGGCUCGCCAGUUUAUAAUCGCCAUGGCUACACCCCCACUCUGUCACGGUCCCCGCAGCAUUUUCACAGGCCAGAAGCUCUGACAGGCAUGCAGAAGCUCUGCUCCUCCUUGUGCAGUAACAGUGUGGGCUCCAGAAAUAGUGACUCCCGGCCCACCUCUCCUUUUAGACACCACUUCCUCCCCCAUAGUCAAGGCACUGACUCACCAAGCGGCCGGAGCUCCCCUCUCCCGCUUAGGCCCGACAGCCGGCCGGGCACCCCGCCUCUCUGUCUGACCCCUAAACAUUUUCACCUCCCAGAUCAAGGCAGUAACAUCUACAGAAAACCACCUAUCUACAAACAAUACGCUGCCAUAGCACGUCAAAGCAAGUCGGCUGAUGACAUCAUCAGAUCUGCCACCUUCCCUGCUGCCCAUGCUCCCUCUCCAGAUGACAGCUUACAGAGCGAGGGCGAUUGUUGGCCCUCCCCUAACGUUCUAUUAGGUACAGAGGGAAGAAGACGAUCCAGAGAAGAGGAGGAGGAAGAUGCCUUGAAAAGAAAGCAGCUUCAGGAAGAACAUCUCAACAAGAUCCAGUCAGGUUUGGGAAAGCUAAUUCUCAGGGAGGAGAUGGAAAAAGAGCAGAUUAGGGAACGCUACACAAGGAGUGUCUCUGCUCAUCGCUAUGACACCAAGCAGGAUAACGGAGAUGCAGAUCCAACUUCUCCAACGAGAACAAACUCUUUGCCUGGAUAUGGGAGGAAUGGCCUUCACCGGCCCCAGUCAACAGAUUUCACACAAUACAACAGCUAUGGCGACAUGUAUGGCGGAGGCAGAGACUUUCAGCACAUUAAGGAUGGCCGUGCAGCACUUGCAAGGAUGGACAGGGGAGUAUCUAUGCCUAAUAUGUUGGAACCCAAAGUGUAUCCCUAUGAAAUGCUCGUGAUAACCAGUAGAGGGAGAGCUAAACUGCCCAGGGAUGUGGACAGAACCAGACUGGAGCGCCACUUAGCAGCCGAAACGUUCUUUGACAUCUUUGGAAUGGAGAUCCAGGAGUUUGACAGGCUUCCCCUGUGGAAACGCAACGACAUGAAAAAGAAGGCCAAGCUUUUCUAGCGCUCGCAGCAGCAUGCAUCCACACACGUGCACAUUCAAACAAACCAUUCAUGAAAACAAUCAUCUAGGCUAGGCUUCGGUUUGUUUCCUUAAUUUCUUCUUGAUUUUAUUUUUUUCUACCUUCUGACAUGAACUCUUUUUGCUCGGACACUUCCUGAGACUCUGAGCUGAAUGGUGCAACUCAUUAGAUUUGCACAGGGAACUCAUAAUCACGAAUCAUUUCAUGUUCAAAAAUGACAAAGAAUGAAUGAUAAAUAGGAUGAUGACAUGUGUAUUGAUGGCGCUUGUUUUUUUCUUGCUUUGCUUUCUUCCUUUUUAUGCUCGUUGCUUCCUGCUAUUUGUUGCUGUUGACCCCUGUGGAACUUUGUAAGUGCGGUAGAACUUUAUGACGCCACAGAAUGUCCACUCUAGUAGCCUGAAUAUACAUCUGCUUUCCUUUGCUGGGACCAAAAAAUAUUUGGUCCAAAGGUUGCAUCAGUUGGUUCAGUGAGUCUUUGAAUAAUAGAAGUAAUUAAAAAGAAAGAAAAAAAAACACUGCGAAAGCAGUCAACUGACCAGCCGAAACAGUUUUCCUGCUUCACUAAGCUAAUGAACGAUCCAAGCAUCUACACUCAGCCUUCAUAUCUUGCCUCCUGGACAUGCCAGCUUUCAUUAGAUCCUUAUAAAGAGAAAAUGGCACUCCUCUCAGGCUCUCUGAAACAUGGCCGGACAUUUACCCCUCACCUUUAUUGAAAAUAUACAUCUUAAUAUAUUUUAUUGCCAUACCCAAUAUACAGUAAGAGAUCAGUAGAUAAUAUACCUAAUGUAAGCAAGCCUGUUUGACAGUAUUGUUUUAUACAGUGAUUGAAAACUCACGCUGCCGGUUGUUGUUUUGAAAACGAAGCCAAUAAAGCUUUAAAUCACCAUGAA